Xyrauchen texanus (razorback sucker) is the source of this 3125-nucleotide messenger RNA. Its product is annotated as zinc finger and BTB domain-containing protein 20-like. The coding region runs from base 473 to 2548 and encodes 691 amino acids. Gene Ontology annotation, biological process: regulation of cytokine production; negative regulation of transcription by RNA polymerase II; regulation of immune system process. The record is from RefSeq and is a predicted model, not a curated record. The transcript has 4 exons. Gene Ontology annotation, molecular function: protein binding. Lineage: Eukaryota; Metazoa; Chordata; Actinopteri; Cypriniformes; Catostomidae.
AAGUCCAUUCCGUUCCAAUCGCCAGUAGAAAGGCGUGGCUGCCCAAAAUCUUCGACGAAUAGUGAAAAAAUGGGAGGGCACGAGUGAGCUGCGUGAUGUCCUCUUCGAAGGUAGGCUGCAGCGUGUGUUUAUUGAUGAGAUGAAAGAAAAUGGAAGUGAGAAAUGAAACAAAGUAAGGGACAGUAUUAAUAAACCCAGUCCUUGCCGGGGGAAACCAGGGAAACGCUGUUGCCACUGGAGAAGAAAGACCCUUCGAGCAGCAGGACGAUAUUGAAGAUUCUGAGUGAGGUUAAAUUGUGGCCGCAUCGAGAUGAAAUGAGUGGCUAACUACUGAUCUGUGCCACUGCACCACUACCACCAGCAACCUGUAGCAUCUAACCAGUGCCUCUUCACCAGCCUGAUACACAAACACGCCCACAUACAUACAAUUACCAACAGAACACCAUCAGACUGUGACAUCAGGUGCAAGGGGAUGACCGAACGCAUUCACCACAUUAAUCUCCACAACUUUAGCAAUUCUGUACUUGAGACCCUCAAUGAGCAGCGAAACCGUGGGCACUUCUGUGACGUGACCGUUCGGAUCCAUGGUAGCAUGCUGCGAGCUCACCGUUGUGUGCUGGCUGCAGGGAGCCCCUUCUUUCAGGACAAGCUGCUCCUGGGCUACAGCGACAUCGAGAUCCCCUCUGUGGUAUCCGUACAGUCCAUCCAGAAGCUGAUUGACUUCAUGUACAGUGGCGUGCUGCGGGUCUCCCAGUCCGAGGCCCUACAGAUCCUCACAGCUGCCAGCAUUCUUCAAAUCAAGACAGUUAUCGAUGAGUGCACCCGCAUUGUUUCGCAGAAUGUCGGCAUCUCUGGAUCUGGCAGCUUCCCUGUCAUCCAGGUUGACUCGGGCCAAGAGACGCCAAGGGGAACUCCAGAGUCUGGCACAUCCGGUCCCAGUAGUGAUGCCGAAUCAGGCUACAUGCAAACAACAUCACACCAGAGCCUUGACCGUGGUUAUUCCUCACUUUAUUACAGCUGUUCUGGGUUGGGCCUGCAAAAUGGUACCCGGGGAAACCGCUCCCACUAUGCCAGUGCUGUGGUUGCAGCCAGCUAUGAAUCACCACUUCCACUACAGCAGAAGGAGGGCGGGCAGGACCCUGCCUGGAUCACACGCAUCCACGAGCGUUCCCAACAGAUGGAACGCUUCCUGGCCACGUCAGAGACUACACACUGUCGCAAACAACCUCGACCUGUGAGGCUCCAGACAGGUGACAUUCACAUCAAGCAGGAACAGGGUGAUGAGUACAACUGCUAUGGACUCGAGGACUGUCGUGAGGACAACGAACAGCCGGAGUGUACCGAUAGCGAACCCAAAGGUGAGAGCUUUGACUCAGGCGUCAGCUCCUCCAUUGGCACUGAGACUGAUUCUGUUGAGCAGCCCUUGUCUGGGUUCAGUCGAGAAAAUUGUCUAAAUAAAGGCCAACAAGGGGAGGGUGGAACUCCGGUGCAGAUCGAGGUCAACGACUCGUCUCCAGAGCAGACCCAUGAGGCGGUUGAAGAUGGUGGUGGAAAUGGCUCUGUGCUAGAAGGUGGUGAACUUGGAAUCCAUCAGCCACUUCAAGCCAACCUAGCUGCAUCCCAGUCCGUGCCAGGUGGGCAACUGUACCUGCGUCCAGGUGAGCCACUUACCAGCAACCUGCGCAUGCCCCUCACCUUGACCAGCAACACGCAGGUAAUGGGAACUGCAGGCAACACUUACUUGCCCACACUCUUUGCAACCCAAUCAUCCAGCGACAACAAGCCUUUCCUCUUCAGUCUGCCCCAGUCCAUGGGGAGUCAGCAGCCCCAAUUUGUGGCAGUGCCCUCUCCCAGCAUGCCCCCGUUCCCCACUGGGCUGUCAGUGCCACCAGGUGGAGGUCAACAACAAGGUGGUGUGGCAGUGGGACAGCAUGGGGAGAAGAAGCCCUACGCGUGUACUCUCUGUUCUAAGACCUUUACUGCCAAACAAAACUACGUAAAACACAUGUUUGUGCACACUGGUGAAAAACCGCACCAGUGCAGUAUCUGCUGGCGUUCAUUCUCACUGAAGGAUUAUCUUAUCAAACACAUGGUCACACACACGGGCAUCCGAGCAUACCAGUGCAGCAUCUGCAACAAACGCUUCACCCAGAAGAGCUCGCUCAACGUCCACAUGCGCUUGCACCGUGGAGAAAAGUCCUACGAGUGCUACAUCUGCAAGAAGAAGUUCUCCCACAAGACCUUGCUGGAGCGCCACAUGACCCUGCACAGCACUGGAACGGGGGUCAAUGCCACGGGAAACACCAGUGGUCCCACAUCCAUCCCGGUUCCGAUAGCCGUUCCAGACCCAGGAGCAGGAGUGGUAGCUCUCGCCAUGCCGGCGGGAGCAGGCAGAGCAGGGGGCGGAGUCGGAAGCACUGGAGUGGGCGUUGCUGCAGAAGCAGGUUGCCAGGAGGGGACCACCUACAUGUGCUCCGUGUGCCCAGUCAAGUUUGACCAAAUCGAGCACUUCAAUGACCACAUGCGCAAGCAUGUCUCCGACGGAUAAGUACAAAUAAAAAAACUUACGUAAACAUGAAAAGAAUGAAAUGAUAAAGAAAACGGCACUAGAAUUAUUAUUUUUUUUCUUCUUCGUAUAUUGGGGCAUGAAGAGUAAUGAGUAUAGACACUGGCACAUUAAGGUUUCUAGAAAAAGAAGCAUUUUAUUUCUUUCUUUUCUUUCUUUUUUUUGUGUCCUUGCUAUUCUUAAAGAAUAAAAAAGAUGGUGGCCUUAAGGCUGUGUAGUUGGAAAAUGAUCCACUGGCUGGAUCCAUACUACUGGCCUCUAAAUAUGUAUGCUUUCCUUAAAAUACUGAUUUAUGUGUUGAACACUACCGAAAGGUCUGCGAAAGAACACACACACACACAAAAGAACAGUCACACGCACACACACACUCACACAUAAACGAACACAAAUACACAUACCCAUGCAUGCACUCACACGCACAAACUACUUAUACACCUUUAUAUAUGGUAGAGGUAUUUCAUACGUAUGUGUAUUUGUGCAUGUGAGCGUGUGUGUGUGUGUGUGCACAAAAAUUGCAGUGAAUUUUUUAACUUGUAGAUCUUUUCCCAUGUAGACCGUA